AGACCCCGCCCGGAUUCCCGGCUCACGGGUUUUUAAAGAGUAUAAAGAGAACACACUGUUCUGAUCGUGACUGUCGCCGCUAAACGCUUCGGCUGGAGUGUAUUCGCCUUACUCAUUCACACCGAAAUGGGCCUUCUCUUCUCGAAACUUAUGAGCAUUUUUGGAAAUCAAGAGCACAAAGUGAUCAUUAUUGGUCUGGACAAUGCUGGCAAGACAACCAUUCUCUACCAAUUCUUGACAAAGGAAGUGGUUCACACUUGUCCUACCAUUGGCAGCAAUGUGGAGGAGAUUGUGGUGAAGAACACCCAUUUUUUGAUGUGGGAUCUUGGUGGACAGGAGAGCUUGCGGGCUUCCUGGAACUCCUAUUACUUUAACACCAAGUUUGUUGUUCUGGUUGUGGACAGCACAGAUCGGGAACGAAUUGCAGUGACAAAAGAAGAGCUUUACAAGAUGUUGGCACAUGAGGAUCUUAAAAAUGCUGCAGUGCUGAUUUUUGCAAACAAACAGGAUGUGAAGAACUCAAUGACAGCAGCAGAGAUCUCCCAUAUUCUGACCCUGACCUCCAUCAAAGACCAUGCGUGGCAUGUGCAAGGGUGCUGUGCGCUCACAGGAGAAGGGUUGCCUGCUGGCCUUGAAUGGAUGCGUGCCCAGAUUAUGGCAAAAUAGACCCUGAGCUGACCAUUCGAUUGGUGUGCUGUAUUAAUGACCGGUGCAUCGUUACCUUCCAAAAACAUCGCAGCACCACAUUCUCCUAACAGUAUUUGUCUUCUUAAAACUGGAUUUGAGUAAAUCCUAAGGCAAAGAGAGAUCUUUGGUGUGAGGAAUAUGCAGGAAGACAUGCAUGUCUUGUCUUGGACUCUUAAACCAAAACCUGAAUGGGCCUUGUGUUAAUCUAGGGCACAUAUCAGUGUGUGUGCUCGCUCAGCAAACUGGAAAAUGGACAGGGUGGUCUAAGUGUCAGGUCCACACUUGGACACCAAGGAUGUCCUCAAUCGUUCUUUUCCUAAAGUGUUUCAAACAAACUGGGGAGAAACCAAAAAAAGUGGAUAGCAUGUUCCUUAAGGGCAGACGCUUGAGCUGCAAGAGGAGCUUCAUGUGACUGGGACAGUAUUGUUUGAACUGGGAUGGACUGGACUAUGUGCUACCUCAACUGAAGCUCAAUCGGAUUAUUUUGGGGUGCAUGCUGGAAGCCCUAUUAUCUGACUUGACCAGAGUGUUCUGGAAAUGUAGGUGGCAUUGGACUCCCCGAUAUGGGAGACCUAGACCUCCGCAUUCCCAAAUGUGAAUCUUAUUUUCAUUGUAAUGCAGUUUUUACUUAAACACUACAGCUUUUAUAUUUUUGUAAAAAAAAUAAAGAAUUUGGUUCAAAUUGC
Erpetoichthys calabaricus (reedfish) is the source of this 1373-nucleotide messenger RNA. It is a transcript of the gene arl5c, whose product is annotated as ADP-ribosylation factor-like 5C. Gene Ontology annotation, cellular component: trans-Golgi network; cytoplasm. Bases 127 to 666 code for a protein of 179 amino acids. The transcript is spliced from 6 exons. Gene Ontology annotation, molecular function: GTPase activity; GTP binding. NCBI's taxonomy places the organism in Eukaryota, Metazoa, Chordata, Cladistia, Polypteriformes, Polypteridae. Gene Ontology annotation, biological process: vesicle-mediated transport; intracellular protein transport; protein localization to Golgi membrane. The record is from RefSeq and is a predicted model, not a curated record.